Molecule: messenger RNA, 817 nt
Organism: Syzygium oleosum
Lineage: Eukaryota; Viridiplantae; Streptophyta; Magnoliopsida; Myrtales; Myrtaceae
Product: DEK domain-containing chromatin-associated protein 2-like
Exons: 4
Coding region: 1-660 (219 amino acids)
Biological process (GO): regulation of double-strand break repair; chromatin organization
Cellular component (GO): nucleus
Molecular function (GO): histone binding; DNA binding
Source: RefSeq, a predicted model, not a curated record
AUGAAUAGGCCGCGGAGCCCCAAGGGGCGGCGGCUCCUCCUCCCCCCGGUCGAGGGCAAGGAGGAGCUCCCCGAGAAAUCAGAGGUGGAGGAGGCAGAUCAAGAGGACCGAGAGAUCGCCGCUCCGGAGGAGGAGGAGGAGGCCGAGGCUUCCGACGAGGAGGCCUCGGCCGAAGAUGACGACGGGGACGACGCCCCGAAAGAGAAGGAGAGCGAGGAGAAUCCGAAAGGAGGGAGCUCCGUGGAGAAACAGGGCGUGCCCAAGAGGAGGAGGAAAUCGAGCGCGGCGAAGGAAGAUCCGGCGACGCCCGGAAUCGAGCGGCCCACCAGAGAAAGGACAUCGGUGGAGCGGUGUUCCGCUCAUGCCCUCGUCAGGACGCCCUCCAGCAAGGGCUUCUCCAUCGAAAAGGGUCGUGGUAUACAGCUUAAGGACAUUCCCAAUGCGCGAAUCCAGGUGCCCCAUGGUAAUCAUAUAUCAGGACAAGUUCGUUUAACAAAUACUCCCUCUGUGGAGAUUAAUGGCGAUCACUUGCUUCAAGAGGUUACUAGAAGCAGAAGACCAGUGUAUGAUUUGGACGAGAGGAACUGUCUUGGUAUGUCAAAUCUGGGGACUUCACCUACAACCAUUGACAUGGAGAAGGUUAGAAGGUUUGGUUGCUAGACUUGGUGGAGCCAAGAACAUAUUCUAUGAACUUUUUUAUGAUAACAAGGCUGAUAACGCCUUUUGGUUGGAUAGUUCCUCAAUCGAGAAGGUCUGUCUUGAAAAGGAAGAAUGCACCUUUCAGUUUGGUUCUUUAUUUAUGUCAUUCUUGUGGAAA